This is a messenger RNA of Eruca vesicaria subsp. sativa (arugula), 1685 nucleotides long. NCBI's taxonomy places the organism in Eukaryota, Viridiplantae, Streptophyta, Magnoliopsida, Brassicales, Brassicaceae. The record is from the annotation of a GenBank genome assembly.
CAAUAAAUUAAGAAACCAAGGUAAUGAGAUUCCAAACGUGAAUCCAGCCAUAAAAUGUUUUCUUGUUAUUUUUUAAAAUUAAAACAGUCUUCUUCACUGACUUCUCCACUGUUCUGUUCUGCUCUGUCUCUUUCUAUUUCGUACUCAUUAUAAGCUGAAACAGAGAUCUACUCUUUCACUAACACAUGCAAGUUCUUGCUUUUGUCUGAACUUCUUCUUUUCUAUUAUAAGCAUUUGUAAAGAAAUAGUAAGAGAGAUGAGGAAGCUUUUCUUGUUAGGGGUUGUGGUGACAGGACUGAUACUGGGGACUGAGGCAAAUGAGUAUCUAGAGUUCAAUGUCACUGAGUUAGAUCGCAUUGAGGAAUUAGAGUAUGGUUUCUCCAAAUCUAGCUCCAACUUCAACCCAUUAAUGGUUGGCCUCACACUUAUUAGAGGAGCUGGUGCCAAAGGAGCUGUUUGUUUGGAUGGAACAUUGCCUGGAUAUCACUUACAUCGUGGACAUGGAUCCGGAGCUAAUAGCUGGCUAAUUCAACUAGAGGGAGGAGGAUGGUGUGACAACAUAAGGAACUGUGUAUACAGAAAGAAGAGUCGUCGUGGAUCCUCUAACUAUAUGGAGAAACAGAUUCAGUUUACAGGAAUACUUAGCGAUAAAGCUCAACAAAAUCCAGAUUUUUUCAACUGGAAUAGAGUAAAGCUUCGUUACUGCGAUGGUGGUUCCUUUAGUGGUGAUAGUCAGAACAAGGCUGCACGGCUUCAGUUUAGGGGAGAACGGAUAUGGAGAGCAGCAAUGGACGAUUUGAAAGCAAAGGGAAUGCGAUAUGCCAAACAGGCACUUUUAUCUGGAUGCUCUGCUGGUGGUUUAGCAGUGAUUUUACGCUGUGAUGAAUUCAGAAACUUGUUUUCAGGAUCUACCAGAGUCAAGUGCUUAAGUGAUGCAGGCUUGUUCUUAGACACGCCUGAUGUGUCCGGUGGUCACACCAUUAGGAAGCUAUAUAACGGUGUUGUGCAGUUGCAGGGAGUGAGGAACAAUCUGCCACAUAUGUGCACUAACCAUCUCAACCCAACUUCUUGUUUCUUCCCUCAAAACUUGAUCAGUCAGAUGAAAACUCCUCUUUUUAUUGUCAAUGCAGCAUAUGAUAUUUGGCAGAUUCAAAGUAGUAUUGCUCCACCAAGUGCAGACCCUAGAGGUUAUUGGCAUGAAUGCAGAUUAAACCAUGGAAGAUGCAAUGCAGCACAGCUUCGGUUCUUGCAAGGGUUUAGAAAUCAAAUGUUGAGAGCUGUAACAGGAUUCUCAAAGUCAAGAAAGAAUGGUUUGUUUAUAAACUCAUGUUUUGCCCAUUGCCAAACCGAAAGACAAGACACUUGGUUCGCUGAUGAUUCUCCUGUUAUCCACAAAAAGGCGGUGGCGAUAGCUGUUGGAGAUUGGUAUUUUGAUAGAGCAGAAGUGAAGCUAAUAGAUUGUCCUUACCCGUGUGAUAGGAGCUGCCACAAUCUUGUCUUCAGAUGAUUGAAUGAUCUUCUUAUACUUUUUGCUCAUAUACGAAAUCAAAAGUAAAAAGAGAGUGCGUUUCUAUAAGUUUUCAUAGUUGUUGUAUUGUAUCCUUUGUACCAAUUCCUCAAUGGAAAAAAGGUUUUCCUAACGAGAUUGAAUUAAUAAAUUAUUAAAUUAUAAUGAAGUAUUUUCC